CUAUUCGCUGCAGCAUGUCGAGACGCUUACGCGCACGACGUCUCCCCUCUAUUGUUAUUGUGGCGUGCGCGUGAGGAACAGGCAGGAUGCACGAGGAGACAGUGGGGCCGUUAUAAGGAUAAAACAACAGAGAAACACUAAACUCACGCAGUACAACAUAUGAGAAAUAAACAGUAGCCUAUAAUAUCUAUAUGUCUAUAUAUAGGAAUUCUCAGAAACAUUAGCCCUGUGAACACAGAGCCACACGUAGGUCUGAUACAAAGGGCUAUAAACACAAACAGCAGCUCUGGUCAACACGGACAACACGGAGAGAGCUGUCGGAGAGCCCCGCGGUCUUUCUGUCCCAAGUUCUUCUCUCCACUCUGGCUCAUGUGGACUGAUUCAGAACUGGGCCAUCAUGAUGCCAGUGAACUUUCUGGUCACUCAUUGGCUGACCAACUUAAUACCAGCAUCCUCUGUGUGUCCUCCUCCUAAUCUCUGCGGUGAUGCCUGCUGUGCUGGUCGCCAUGCCAGCCGGCUUCAGCACAAUUCUCACAACUAGCAUGUUUACAGAGGCAGCUUAAAGAAGUUACAGCAGCAUCAUGUCAGUGAACCCUCCGAGCAGCAAUGACGCCUGCCUCAGCAUCGUCCACAGCCUCAUGUGCCACCGGCAGGGCGGAGAGAACGAGGGCUUCGCCAAGCGGGCCAUCGAGAGCCUGGUGAAGAAGCUGAAGGAGAAGAAGGACGAGCUGGACUCACUCAUCACUGCCAUCACCACCAAUGGUGUCCAUCCCAGCAAGUGUGUCACCAUCCAGAGGACGUUGGACGGACGGCUGCAGGUGGCAGGGAGGAAAGGUUUUCCUCAUGUGAUUUAUGCACGGCUGUGGCGCUGGCCUGAUCUCCACAAGAAUGAACUCAAGCAUGUCAAGUUCUGCCAGUACGCCUUUGACCUGAAGUAUGACAAUGUUUGUGUCAAUCCCUACCAUUAUGAGAGGGUGGUGUCUCCAGGCAUCGUUGGUCUCAGCCUUCAAAACACAGCAGCAUCAGGCGGCCUCAUCAAAGAGGAGUACAUCCAUGACUGUAUACAGAUGGACCUCCCACCUGGCAUGCCUCUGUCUGACCACCAAGCGGCCCUGAAGCUGCCUCCUCCAGACCACUAUGGCCAGCCCCUGCCUCCCCCACAGCUGUCCUCUGAGCCCCAUGGACCUCCACCUGUCAGCAGAUACACUAACUUGCCAGUCUCACCCAAAGUGUCCGGCUCUGGCUCCAUGCUGCCACUGCAGGGCAGUCAAAGUGAUGGCCAUCUCCAGACUGCAUCCCCACAGGCUCAAGUCAUGACCCCGGCAGCACGACCUCCGACUCCAACCCAACCCCCACCUCAGCAACAGGCUGCCCAGCAACCCUCACAGCCCCCCCAUUCACAACAACCCUCCCUACCUCCUUCUCACUCACAUGGACAGAACGGAUACAGCAGCAAUAAACACUCUCAGAGCCAGGCUGUCUUCCACACAGUUUGGACAGGCAGCAGCACAGCCUCCUACACUCCCAUAGGACCACAGCAGAAUGGGCGUGGUCACCCACAACCUCCCCUCCAUCAUCCAAACCACCACUGGUCUCAGCAUCAUGGCUCAACCUCUUUCUCUCCUUCUGUGUCCAAUCAUCCAGGACCAGAGUUUUGGUGCUCCAUAUCCUACUUUGAAAUGGAUGUUCAGGUGGGUGAGAUGUUCAAGGUGCCCUCCAGCUGCCCUGUAGUGACUGUGGAUGGUUAUGUUGACCCGUCAGGAGGCGAUCGCUUCUGCCUCGGCCAGCUGAGUAACGUCCACCGUACAGAUGCCAGUGAGAGAGCCAGGUUACACAUAGGUAAAGGUGUGCAGCUGGAGUGCCGUGGUGAGGGCGAUGUGUGGAUGCGCUGUAUGAGUGACCACGCUGUGUUUGUACAGAGCUACUACCUCGACAGAGAGGCAGGCCGAGCACCAGGUGAUGCUGUGCACAAGAUCUACCCUGGAGCCUAUAUCAAGGUGUUUGACCUGCGACAGUGCCACAGACAGAUGCAGCAGCAGGCAGCAACAGCUCAGGCUGCAGCUGCUGCACAGGCAGCUGCUGUGGCAGGAAAUAUUCCUGGUCCAGGCAGCGUUGGAGGCAUUGCACCUGCAGUUAGCCUGUCUGCCGCAGCUGGGAUCGGUGUGGAUGACCUCAGGCGAUUGUGUAUCCUGCGACUCAGCUUUGUGAAGGGCUGGGGGCCUGACUACCCCCGGGCAAGCAUCAAACACACCCCCUGCUGGGUGGAGGUCCACCUGCACCGUGCUCUGCAGCUUCUGGAUGAGGUUUUGCACACUAUGCCAUUGGCAGACCCAGGACCUGCUAACUGAGGACCAUGACCAUAUUCAAAUUAAAAUCUGGAUUCUCUGAAUGUGCACACACAGAUACUCGUUUGGCUAUUUUUGCUUGAGGACAAAUAUGCUAUCUAAUUGAUAUACAAAGUAAAUAAAUCAGAAACACACGGAAAACAGAAGUGACCAACAACACAUUAUGCUUGUAACAAUCAGUGCACAUAUCACUAAUGCUGUCUCACAGACAUAUACACAUGCACACACACUGAAACCAAAAGGUCUGUAGCCACACAGACAUAAAAGUGCUGAUGUCUUUAGGAUUUUUCUAAUGCUUUACUCUAUAAUCUAAAGUCACACACAAGGGAGUUGGAUCUCUGAAGGUAAAGAAUUUGAAUUUGUGUUUCACCAGUUUUUCUCUGUCCUAAAGACAUUUGUAUGUACUGUAGAAAUCCAGGGAUGUGUUGCAGAAAUCCAGUUCCCCUAUAUGCAUUUUGGAUUUCUUCUCAUUUUGGGAGUUUUCUGCAAAUUCACUAAUGGAAUACACACAGACAUGUACAAUUCAUGUUAUCCAGACAGAUAACUGCAUACCUCUGGAAAAGAAAAAUUCCGACUGAAUCCAAACAGUGUUAGUGUUCUCUUUAUGUCUUACCAACAAGUGAUGUUGAAGUAUGGAUUAAGGAAGCCAGUGUUAAGUCAUCCUGUGCUUGUAGCGCGCUCUUCACUAUAUGUUGAUCUCAACUCAAACUGUUAGCCCUCUUCUAACAAUCAGCCCAAACUAUAUUAUUUUUGUAACAAAAUCUAAAAAGCCAAAAACAUUUAGCUUUAAAGUAGUGUUGUUGUUCUCUGCAAACAGUGCUACCCUGUAUCGAACCAAAUGGUUGGUGGAAAUCACCAAAGCCAGAAUACCUCAUACCUACAGUGUAAAGUCACAGUUUUGUUCUCCGCCUAAACCACACACACUUUGUUCAUCACUGACAGGAUGAGAUCAGGUCUGAAGUCAGUCUGUGAGGGUACUUGCUGUCAUGUAUACAGGCAGAACUGGAUACACUAACUGAUAUUUGUUACUUAGUUAUACUCUACAGUUUUUACAGCAGAAUGGACUUGUGGAAGAGGCUUUCUUGUAAUAUCCACAGUAUUAACAUGUAAUAUCAGACUCCAGCCUGUGCAUGUGACUGUUAUCAUCUCUUCUAGACGUGUAACUAGCAGUUGUUUUUUUUAAAUUCUGGCUUGUUGUAUCCAGUAGGUCUGUGUGUUUGGCCAUGAGAGGAGAAUAGGAUUGAAAACAGUAGCCCCUUUUUAAACAGACAUCCCACUAUAUUGCUGUUAAGAAGACCCCUCAUUAUGCCAGCUUUGCUUGUUUACACUGAACCAAACAAAGUUGGCAUAAUGCCGCCCCUGUGUGUGCUUUUAGAUAGCAUGCCGAUGCGCUGGAGUCAGAAGCGUGACAUGUAACAGCGUUGGACGGCUCUCACUUUUACACAGAUGAUGAUCCGGCUCCACUGCCGGCUUAAAGGCAGAAGAGCAAGGCCCCCCCAAUUCCGUGUUCCAUGUUCCGUGUUCACCUUGAACAGGCUGUAUGAAAGGGGCUAGAGACUGAAGCCUGCUCAGUCUGGACAGGGCUUGGGUUCCAGGAAAAUGAAGAAGACAGAAGUUUUCUGUCUCCUCUAACUUUCUCUCUCGUCAUUUGUUUUAAAUGACAAUAUAGAGUAUAGAUUACACAGCAGAGCUGCUGUCAUUAACCUGGAUUUACGUGGAUUUUGUCAGAUGACUUUGUGAUCAUAAAAUAGUGUCUUAUGCUGCUAUAAGGAGUCCUCCUAAAUGGUAGCUAAAAGUUCCAAACAAAGACUUUUCCUCCUAUAAGAGCUCUUUACAAAUUAGUUUAAAUUAGAUUGGAUAAGUAAAUAGAUAAAUUAAAGCAAAAAUUUAAACUAAAUUAAAAUUAAAAGUGGAAUCAAACUAGAUUAAAUGAAAAAUUCAGUUAUAUUUCACAUGGUGAUUAUUUAAUGUACACUUAAUGAACUGUCAAACAAAUGUAGGUUUGAAGGGCACAUUACCUGGAGCCGCUGACUGAAUGUGAGCAGGUUAGGAGCCUGGACUUCUGUCAGUCUGAGGAGCUACUCUUAGAAACUUGGUCUAAGAUAGAAGGCUCUCCUGUGGCAGACACCAGACUUGACUAAAUAAAAGGCUACUGUUUAAUUGAUGUCAAAAGGUCAAAUCUUUAGGCAAAUCCAAACUGUCCUAUACUUGGAAUAUGGUCUGUUGAUCUAGAUCCAAAGGUGAAGAAAGGACUGGUGAGAUGAGAUGUGUAGUUAGACUCUGUCAGGAAACUGAGAAACAUGUAUCAUCUGAUUCAGCUGCUUUACAAAGAUCAGCCAUUAACAUAUGCAUAUUUGUGAUUUGUGCCUUUUGUUGUCAAUAGUAGAUGCACCAACACUGGAUUCUGAGACAGGCACAAGUUUGUCUUUCUACAUAUGAAGAUUGAUGUUGCACAUUGUGGUUUGGUUUUCAGCUGUUCAGAAUCUUUUGAUGAUAUUCUGUGGUUCCCUCAGGUAUCAGUGUAGCUCAUCAAACCGGUUUAUAGAGAUGGCAAUCUUAACUGAGUAGUAUUGUUUAUUGCCUUAGUCUUUUGUGAGUGUAAAAUAUGAAUGAGUACGCUUGGCACUAUCUUAAUCUUAGCAUGGACAACGCAAAUAGAUGUCAUAUUUAUCUCUUCUCCUCUGCCCAUAUUCAGGGAAGUGUUCAAGUAGGUUUUCUCAGAUAAUGAUUAAAUUCAUCAUCAUCAUCAUCAGAUUAUCCUGACCUCUCUGCAAUCAAAUCACUGUUUAUCACAUCACAUCACCUCCAUUAUGUCUCCAGAAAUGCUUUGCAGUCAUUGCCCUUAUGUUGCCACUGUCUGUCUGUGCAUCACUAUUGAUUUACACAACUAAUGCCAAGGGGCAUCUUCAUGUUGUCACAGCUGUUUUGCUGCUUGCCGCUUUAAUCAGCUAUUUGAAGUGAUGGAGUUGGUACUAUCCGGGCUGUUAGCAGGACAGCUUGUCGGGGUUCUCCCUGUGAGCUGCAGGGGUCCUGAUCUUGCUGCUGUCUCAGGGCCUUCUCACAUGUGGCCACUGAGGAGGGAUUUUGGUCAUUUUCUUUUUUUUCCUAAUCAUUUCCAAGGAUGUUUCCUAGAAAGAAACCAUUUUAUUUCAUAUUAAUUAAAGGGAAAAUAGAACAGGCUUUAUUUAAACCCAGAUACACGUCCUUUAUUCACUGAUUAUUGGACACUUUAUUCCACAAAUAGGUUGGAUUGUUUGCUUGCCUGUAGACAGUUGACAGUUGUCCCAAAAAAGAGUAUAUUACAAUGGCAAUAGUUGGAAUGGAUGAAUUGGAAGUGUACCAACUGAACAUUGUUUCCAUUUCCCCCAUAAUGAGUACCAAAUGAUAUAUUGUAGUUCUUUCCAUACAACAUCUUUGAAAUCAGUAAGAAAUUGCAGACUUGUUUAAGAGCAUCCCAGAUUUUCCGGCGCCAUGUUCCGAACAUUUAAUUAAGCUGUUGUCAAAAACAAACACUCUCAGGUCCACCUCAAACCUGUGGUCUGAAGUUGGCCUCUGUUAAGUCUGCACUAAACGCAAAACCCAAGUACUCAGUACAUGGGUUGAUGAGUAUGAUUGGCUUUCACAUCAGUGGUUUGACAGUAUGAGUACGGUCAGCCAUGCAGCAGUAUAAAAACAUGUAAUAAAACAGUUCGAACAGGCCCCCACCUUGUGUGACUGUGUUGCUGCAUUAUGACAUGCCGCUCCCCCAUGCAGGACUAAUUUAAUAACAGCAAGUGUCGUCUUUGUAAACACAAAGGACACUUCUCCUUGUAAAAGUUUAUUUUUUUCUUUACAACAAUAACACACCUGUGUGUACAGUGGAUGUGUCUAUUUAUCAUGAAUAAAACCAAACCUGCAGUACCCCCCUGUCAAAUCCUUACUCAACACAACCUCGUCCAGACUCUAUAUUGG
This is a messenger RNA of Xiphias gladius (swordfish), 6296 nucleotides long. It is a transcript of the gene smad10a, whose product is annotated as SMAD family member 10a. The record is from RefSeq and is a predicted model, not a curated record. The transcript is spliced from 14 exons. Gene Ontology annotation, cellular component: heteromeric SMAD protein complex. Bases 582 to 2348 code for a protein of 588 amino acids. Gene Ontology annotation, biological process: SMAD protein signal transduction; transforming growth factor beta receptor signaling pathway; anatomical structure morphogenesis. Gene Ontology annotation, molecular function: I-SMAD binding; RNA polymerase II cis-regulatory region sequence-specific DNA binding; DNA-binding transcription factor activity, RNA polymerase II-specific. NCBI's taxonomy places the organism in Eukaryota, Metazoa, Chordata, Actinopteri, Istiophoriformes, Xiphiidae.